Poecilia latipinna (sailfin molly) is the source of this 2380-nucleotide messenger RNA. It is a transcript of the gene rdh10a, whose product is annotated as retinol dehydrogenase 10a. NCBI's taxonomy places the organism in Eukaryota, Metazoa, Chordata, Actinopteri, Cyprinodontiformes, Poeciliidae. The transcript is spliced from 7 exons. Gene Ontology annotation, molecular function: oxidoreductase activity, acting on the CH-OH group of donors, NAD or NADP as acceptor. Gene Ontology annotation, cellular component: lipid droplet. The coding region runs from base 489 to 1511 and encodes 340 amino acids. The record is from RefSeq and is a predicted model, not a curated record.
CACACAUAUUUUUGUCCAAUUAUUUGCCUUGCAUCAUGCUGAGUGUAGUGUAGAUAGCUGGCACUUCAGUUUGUCAGGCUCCCACUCCUAUUGGGUCUGGCGUUGGAUGGGUGGACUGAAUAAAUAGCGAGUAAGAUGCGGAUCAGAAUGACAUGAGAUGUGGAGCAGCAGCAGCAGCUGAGAGGGUAGGAGACAAGCCAUAGUAGCUGCUCGUUAGUCACCGCAGAUCAGCGCUCAACAGGCAACCGGAUUCUUAACUGAACUCUCUCCUUUUUUUUUUUUUUUUUUUUUUUACUUCUUAUAAUCUGAGCUCUUGCGUGCGCUCCUACACCACUUUCCUCUGUCAGCGCUCUGAUCCAAGUUUUGUCGGUGAAACCCUAUCCCUCUGCUGCUAACAGGUUGGAACAAUUAAAUCAUUUUUUUUUUUUUUUUUUUUUUUUGCGCGUCUUAAUAUCGCUUAUCUGAAAUUCAUAGAAAGCACGGCCAAGAUGAUGAUGAUCAUCGCGGAGUUCUUCGUGGUUAUCUUGAAGGUGCUCUGGGCGUUUGUGACAGCCGGGGCCAGAUGGGUCGUGCGACCCAAGGAGAAGAGCGUGACGGGACAGGUGUGCGUGAUCACCGGGGCUGGGAGCGGCCUCGGGCGGCUGUUCGCCAAGGAGUUCGCCCGGCGACGAGCGGUGCUGGUCCUGUGGGACAUAAACAGCCAGAGCAAUGAGGAAACGGCAGAGAUGGUACGGCAGAUAUACCACGAAACGGAGACUCCCAUCGCAAAAGAUGGACCUGUUGGAGGAGUGGAGGAGGUCCCUGCCUUCCAGCCUCAGGUCUACACGUACGUGUGUGAUGUGGGCAAGCGCGAGAGUGUGUAUUCCACGGCGGAGAAGGUGCGGCGAGAGGUGGGAGAGGUGGACAUACUGAUCAACAACGCCGGCGUGGUCUCAGGCCACCACCUGCUGGAGUGCCCGGACGAGCUGAUCGAGCGCACCAUGGUGGUCAACUGUCACGCACACUUCUGGACCACCAAGGCGUUUCUCCCCAAGAUGCUGGAGCUGAAUCACGGUCACAUUGUGACUGUUGCCAGCUCCCUCGGUUUAUUCAGCACAGCUGGAGUUGAGGACUACUGCGCCAGCAAGUUCGGUGCCAUCGGGUUUCACGAGUCCCUGAGCCACGAGAUUAAAGCCUCAGAGAAGGACGGGAUCAACAUGACCCUGGUGUGCCCUUACCUGGUCAACACGGGAAUGUUCAAAGGUUGCAGGAUAAGGAAGGAGAUCGAGCCUUUUCUGCCUCCCCUGUCGCCGGACUUCUGUGUGAAGCAAGCCAUGAGAGCCAUCCUCACAGAUCAGCCAAUGGUCUGCACGCCUCGCAUCAUCUACAUGGUUAACUUUAUGAAAAGCAUCCUGCCCUUUGAGGCCAUCGUGUGCAUGUACCGGUUCCUCGGUGCCGACAAAUGCAUGUACCCUUUCCUAGCUCAGAGGAAGGAGGCGAUGAACAACAAUGAAGCGAAGAACGGGAUCUAAGGAGAAGUGUUUACAACCGGGGCAUUCAUGCAGUGGUGUGACAAAUGGUUUGUCACCUUCCCGAUUUCCUAUUUUUUUGGUGUAUUUUCUCACAUGUCAGUGUUUCAGAACACCAAACUACUUCAAAUAUUAGUCAAAGUAAGGUGAUAUCCUGCUAAACCUAAUAACUGGUUGGGCCAACCUUACCAGCAACAACUAAAAUCAAAUGUUUGUGAUAACUUAUGAAUCUUACAAUGAAUUUUUGGCCUUCUCAUCUUCGCAGAAUUGUUGUAAUUCAACCAGAUUGAAGGGUUUUUGAGCACCAUGUUUCACUGUUGAUCUGAUAAGCAGUUACUUUUAGGCCAGAUGUAAUGGGACACACACCGUCCAAAGAGUUAAACUUUUUGUCCUGUCAGUCCACGGAAUAUUUUUCCAAAAGUCUUAGGGAUCAUCAAGAUGUGUUCUGGAAAAAUCGAGGCAAACUUUCCUCUGCCAAGCAAGCCAUUUUUGCCAAGUCUUUUAGGCAUAACCUUUGACCUUAACUGAGGCAAGUGAGGCCUGCAAUCACUUUUUCCUCAAGGGAUAUGCAAGUUUGGAUUUUUUUUUUCUUUUAAUAAUGAAUGCCUUCAUUUAAAAACUGCAUUUUGUGUUUACUUGUGUUAUCUUUAACAUUUAAACUGGACUAAAGUUCUGAAACAUUUAAGUGUCAAACAAAUAGGAAAUCAGGAAGGGGGCGGACACUUUUUCACACCGCUGUACCUGCAAGCAUAUGGAAACAACCACUGAAGAAGAAAGAUGGGGGAGGGUAAAAAAAAAAAAAGAAAAAAGACUGAAUCUAGACUGGUGCACUUGCAUUGAGCAAAUGCAAAAAUUUACCAUAUUGUUCCUCU